Molecule: messenger RNA, 1152 nt
Organism: Thrips palmi
Lineage: Eukaryota; Metazoa; Arthropoda; Insecta; Thysanoptera; Thripidae
Gene: scu
Product: 3-hydroxyacyl-CoA dehydrogenase type-2
Exons: 5
Coding region: 200-964 (254 amino acids)
Biological process (GO): androgen metabolic process; fatty acid metabolic process; estrogen metabolic process
Cellular component (GO): mitochondrion
Molecular function (GO): estradiol 17-beta-dehydrogenase [NAD(P)+] activity
Source: RefSeq, a predicted model, not a curated record
GCAGGCUUAUGGGAGCGACAAAGACAGAGGCCGCCGAUGCAGCAGGGUUUCCGAACGCGCCUGGGAGAGGUUAAGGGUUACUGCGGUUCAAUGAAACACAUGUUUCGACAGUCACGCCUGUUGUUUACUCGUUGUCGUUAAGUGCCACGAACAGUCUCUGGUUUUGGUGUUAACAUUUUCCUUGAAGUUCAGGACCGCCAUGCUCAAAGGUGUCAGUGCAUUUGUUACUGGGGGUGCCUCAGGUUUGGGUAGAGCAACUGUUGAACGGCUCUCAAAACAAGGUGCAAAUGUCGUGUUGGCCGAUCUACCAAAUUCGGAUGGGCCAAAUGCUGCUAAAGGCUUGAAAAAUGUGAUUUUUGCGCCCAUAGAUGUAACGCAAGAAAAAGAUGUACAACAGGCUCUCGGAACGGCUGUGAAUAAAUUCAAAAGGCUGGAUCUGGUUGUCAAUUGUGCUGGCAUUGGUUAUGCCCAAAGAACGGUGAACUUAAAGAAGAAAUCCCCUCACACCCUUAAAGAUUUCCAAAGAGUCCUUGAGGUGAAUACACUGGGAACAUUCAAUGUGAUAAGAUUAGCAGCUGUGCACUUCCAAGCAAAUGAGCCCAAAGAAGAUGGAAGUCGUGGUGUGUUCGUGAACACAGCAAGCAUUGCUGCGUUUGAUGGCCAGGUUGGUCAGAGUGCAUAUUCCGCUAGUAAAGGAGCCAUCACUGCCAUGACCCUACCGAUUGCCAGAGAUUUGGGCCCAAUAGGUGUAAGGGUUGUUACCAUAGCUCCAGGGUUAUUUGAAACACCACUACUACAAGGACUACCAGCCCCAGCCAUCAACAAUUUAGUCCAAUAUGCAGCAUUCCCAGAACGCUUAGGAAAACCUGAUGAAUUCGCACAUUUGGUGGAACAUAUUUUCCAAAACAGCAUGCUGAACGGAUGUGUCAUUAGAUUAGACGCAGCCAUGCGAAUGCCUGCUUAGGGUUUGGUAUGGGGUAAUUAGUGGUUUGAGGGUGGAUUCGAAUCUACUUGUGGCGUGUCAAAGUUUUACCAGUUUUCUUAUGUAGUUUAUUGAUGAAUUUAUACGUUUUUUUUUCUGCUUACACAACUAUGGUAUAUAUGACUUUUAUAUUGUAUACAAGAAUUUGGUAAUAAAAUAUUUUCAAACUA